Messenger RNA from Oncorhynchus mykiss (rainbow trout), 2991 nucleotides. RefSeq names its product guanine nucleotide-binding protein G(olf) subunit alpha. Gene Ontology annotation, cellular component: cytoplasm; heterotrimeric G-protein complex. Lineage: Eukaryota; Metazoa; Chordata; Actinopteri; Salmoniformes; Salmonidae. Gene Ontology annotation, biological process: adenylate cyclase-activating dopamine receptor signaling pathway; sensory perception of chemical stimulus. Gene Ontology annotation, molecular function: G-protein beta/gamma-subunit complex binding; G protein-coupled receptor binding; GTPase activity. The record is from RefSeq and is a predicted model, not a curated record.
GAUCGUGUUGUUUUUGUGUAGGUGACUGAUAACCUGUUUUAUGGUGGGUUAUUAUUUCGUUUUGUAGGCUACGAUUGAGAACCUAACCCCGAGGUCAGGGUCAAUUCAACGGACUUGCCAACUCUCCUUCCCCAACCUGUGCAGGCGGAUAAGUCUCUUCCCUCUCGUCGUUUUCAGGACUUAUAGCUAGCCACUGGAAGGUCUGGUGGUGGUGGGGGGGCACAUGUGAUUAUAAUGGCCCUCCUACCCUUCUCACAGAAAUGAUCAAAUGAUAUGUAAGCGGAUUGUAGGUGUGUGAGCGAGCAGCAGCGUUGUUACAGUGUGGCGAUGGAAGGUUUUUGUGGCUCGGUGCGCCGCUACUUCCUGGUAAAACAGAAAGAGGCAGUGCUGAGUUAAAGAGACCGAAUAGACAUUUAGAUCAAAUACUGAGAGGGAAACACUUGGUCUGUUUCCAGAAAACCUUCGUUCUCUUGUGUAUGUAUCCUCUUGUUAUUUCAACGAUUCGAGGUUUUUUUUGGGCGGGGGGGCGCGAAUCAAAAUUUAGUGUGGAUGCUGAAGGAAGGUCCGGUUGGUUGCGGAUAAAAAGGAACCGUAGCGGGGAGAACACAGCCCUUCCAACGGCGGAGAAGCGUCGCACCAUUUAGGGGUUUUCAUGACAACGUCUUUGGCUAUUAUUUCGUAUUUUCGAUAGACGAGGAAGUUCAAUGGAAGAUAUGAGUUGUUUGGGCAACAGCAAGACUGAAGAUCAACGCAUCGACGAAAAGUCACAACAAGAGGCGAAUAAAAAAAUUGAAAAACAGUUGCAAAAAGAAAGACGAGCGUAUAAAGCGACGCACCGGCUGUUAUUAUUGGGUGCUGGAGAGUCCGGGAAAAGUACCGUUGUGAAGCAGAUGAGGAUUCUACACGUCAAUGGUUUUAACGCAGAAGAAAAGAAACAGAAAAUCCAAGAUAUUCUGAAAAACGUGAAGGAUGCCAUAGUGACGAUAGUGUCAGCCAUGAGCACCCUGAAACCCCCGGUCUCUCUCGCCAACCCCGAAGACCAGUUCAGAAUCGAAUACAUCAAAAGCAUAGCUCCUCUCUCGGACUUUGACUACACACAGGAGUUCUUUGAUCAUGCCAAGAAGCUGUGGGAUGACGAAGGAGUGAAGGCGUGCUUCGAAAGGUCCAACGAGUACCAGCUCAUCGACUGUGCACAAUAUUUCCUGGACAGAAUUGACUCAGUAAGACAAGGAGACUACAGUCCCACAGACCAGGACCUGCUACGAUGCAGAGUGUUAACUUCAGGGAUAUUCGAGACCCGAUUCCAGGUAGACAAAGUCAACUUUCAUAUGUUUGAUGUUGGCGGACAGAGAGACGAAAGGAGAAAAUGGAUCCAGUGCUUUAAUGAUGUGACUGCUAUCAUCUUUGUGGUUGCCAGCAGCAGCUACAACAUGGUCAUAAGAGAGGACAACAACACCAACAGGCUACGGGAAGCCCUGGAUCUCUUCCGCAGUAUCUGGAAUAACAGAUGGUUACGCACUAUAUCGGUCAUAUUAUUUCUGAACAAGCAGGACAUGUUGGCUGAGAAGGUAUUAGCUGGAAAAUCCAAAAUCGAAAACUACUUCCCUGAAUAUGCCCGCUACACCUUACCCAAUGAAGCAACUCCUGGUGAACCUGGUGAAGACCCCAAAGUGACUAGAGCUAAGUUUUUCAUCCGAGACGAGUUCCUGAGGAUCAGCACAGCCAGUGGAGAUGGCAGACACUACUGCUACCCCCACUUCACCUGUGCUGUGGACACGGAGAACAUCAGGAGAGUCUUCAACGACUGUCGAGAUAUGAUUCAGAGGAUGCAUCUGAGGCAGUACGAACUCUUGUGAAGGAAUGGACAGACAGACAGACACAUAUAUACACACACACACACACACCCAUCAAGCCUUCUGGGGUUUUAUUCAACCAUUUUGCAUCCUCGACCCCAAAAACUGACCUGCCCCUUCCUAACCCCACCCUCUGUCCCGUCCCUCUGUCCUGAUGGGGACUACUAAGUACUACUGAGGUGACAUCCUCUUCCUCUUGUUGGGAGACUGACUGAGGUGACAUCCUCUUGUUGGGAGACUGACUGAGGUGACAUCCUCUUCCUCUUGUUGGGAGACUGACUGAGGUGACAUCCUCUUCCUCUUGUUGGGAGACUGACUGAGGUGACAUCCUCUUCCUCUUGUUGGGAGACUGACUGAGGUGACAUCCUCUUCCUCUUGUUGGGAGACUGACUGAGGAGUCAUGCUCUUGUUGGGAGACUGACUGAGAUGACAUCCUCUUCCUCUUGUUGGGAGACUGACUGAGGAGUCAUCCUCUUGUUGGGAGACUGACUGAGGUGACAUCCUCUUCCUCUUGUUGGGAGACUGACUGAGGUGACAUCCUCUUCCUCUUGUUGGGAGACUGACUGGGGUGACAUCCUCUUGUUGGGAGACUGACUGAGGUGACAUCCUCUUCCUCUUGUUGGGAGACUGACUGAGGUGACAUCCUCUUCCUCUUGUUGGGAGACUGACUGAGGAGUCAUGCUCUUGUUGGGAGACUGACUGAGAUGACAUCCUCUUCCUCUUGUUGGGAGACUGACUGAGGUGACAUCCUCUUCCUCUUGUUGGGAGACUGACUGAGGUGACAUCCUCUUCCUCUUGUUGGGAGACUGACUGAGGUGACAUCCUCUUCCUCUUGUUGGGAGACUGACUGAGGAGUCAUCCUCUUGUUGGGAGACUGACUGAGGAGUCAUUCCUCCUUUUCACAGACAUGAAGGAAUGGAAGGGGAGUUUCCUGAGGUUUCCUGAAGCCUGAGGUUUCCUCCUCCUCCUCCUGUACUGCCGGGACAUGUUGUUGGAUUGGGCUAGUGGACUGACUCUUGCUGGCUGGCUGGCUGCCUAGGUGGGAGGUGGUGUGUACUGGACUGACUGACUGACUGACUGGCUGGCUGGCUGGCUGGCUGGCUGGCUUGCUAGGUGGGUGGUGUGUACUGGACUGACU